Messenger RNA from Prorocentrum cordatum, 3946 nucleotides. NCBI's taxonomy places the organism in Eukaryota, Dinophyceae, Prorocentrales, Prorocentraceae. The record is from the annotation of a GenBank genome assembly.
CGACUUUGUUUUCGGACGUCCAGCGGCGCCCGGUGGGCUGCUCCCUCCUGUGGCGCGGGGCGCGCCCGCGCGCCGCCCCCCGCUCCCAGCAGGGGCGGGGCCGAUGCCUCCCAAGGCAAGGGGUGGAGGCAAGGGGUCCGCGGAGCCCGAGGGGCAGCAGGGCGACGGCGAGGAUGGCAAGGAUAAGAAAGGCGAGGAGGAAGAAGAGGAGGAGCUCUUCAUCGGAGACUCUGUGCGGAUAUCAUCGAGCAUGCAGGAGGUCAAGAAAGCUCUGGAGAAGCUCAGCAUGCAAUGGGACUCCAGCAUGAUAAGCUUUCUGGGCAAACUGGCCGUCGUGCGUGGCGUGAAAUUUCAGAACGACUCCGAGAACGUUCCGCGGCAGCUCUGCGCACUCGCCGUAAAGGAAGGCCCAGAGACAGAGCUGCCAGCCGCAUGCUUGGUGAUAGUAGAAGACGAGGACAGCGACAAGGAGAGCGUCGACAAGGGCAGCGAGGACGAGGAAGAAGAGGAGGACGAGGACAGGGUUGCGGUGCCGAUUCAGGUCAACAUGCGCGUGGAGGACACCAAGCGCAAGAAAAAGAAAAAGGUUCACGUUGGAAUCGUAACCAACUUGUUCGACGACGAGGGGAACGGGGAGGAGGCCAACGUCAAAUACGAGGACGGUCGCACCAAGAAGGUCUCUCUUGAUCGCCUUCGGCCUCUAGAGAAGGUGACCAAGGAUGCGACGGGCUUCUCAGGCGACACUCGCUUUAACGACUUCAGGUUCACCAAGAAUUGCAUCCCGACAGGGAUAGAGGUGGUCGGGGAUGGGGCUGAGUUUCUGAAGAGCCGCGGGGGUCAGACACAUCUGAAUCUCAAGAAAAACACUUAUCUGAAGGUGGCACUGAAAGGCCUGCGUCACGAGAAGCUCAAGCCAAACGAGGAGAUUCCGCGCUACACGCUGACGGUCGAGUUCCGGAUUAAUGAUAGCCACCGGAGACUCACCGACGUGCCGUGGUCCCUCUUCCAGGCCAGCUUUCCCGACCCCCACGCCACGGACGAGCUCACCGUGCAGUCCGAGGACAGGCCUUACCGCCGGAAGUGGAAGGUGCUCACAAAAGAGAACAAGUGCGUCAUCACCGCGGAGUCUGACCCCGCCUCCCGCGAGCUGGGCAAGCUCGUCGAAGGGUCCGUGGUCACAGAGGACGGCCUGGCCCCACGGCGUUUGCCCAGUGGUGAGAAGCGCCUCCGUGUCCGGUAUAAGGCCGCGGACAUCGUGCAGGAGGAGGAGAAGCAGGGCCUGGAGGCAGAAGAAUACAUCGUGGAGCUCGAGGCUGGCUAUUUCGGCAACGACCACGGCCAUGCGCCGACCUCGGUGAUGAUCUGCUCCAACAAGGUGGUCAGAACAAUCGGCUUCUGCCCCGGCAGUGCCGGUGGCAAGGCAACUGUCAAUAAUGCCCCAGGAAUCGACAUGGGUUGGACCCCGCGCGACCGCACCAUGCACACCAUGAAGGUUACAAUGCGCAAGAGUGGCUGGCAUACGUUCCAGAUUUCCGACGGAGACAAUCCGCAGAAAACUUGGUCCAAGGAUUUCAAGGUGCUUGGCUGGCUCGAAGAGAAGGCAUUCGUUCAGAUUAUGGACCCUGAUGACGAGGAUAUCAAGAUCGGCGAGGAGCACCAAUACCACAACAGCGGCUUGCACAAGAUCAGGCUCUUCCGCAAGGGUAACCUCACUAAGGUCAGCGACAAAAAUGAUCCGAGGGGCUGGGUUACCCUCAAGAAGACAGACUUCUCGCCCGUGGAGGACGCCGCCGAGUCCAAGCACUCUCGUGGCCCUCAAUGCUUCCUCAAGGCUGGUGCGCCCGAGCACACACAGAAGAGCCAUCGGCCCCUGCACUCUGAACGGUGGCACACCGUGACGCUCACUGCUGACACCACGGAUGGGCACGCCCAGCUCUACCUGGACGGAGUGUCCUGCAUGGAGGAGGACGUCGACAUCGGUCUCGGGGAUCCCGACAUGAUGCAGAUCGGCGACAUCUUCGGACCCGUGAUGGGGCCCGUGCAGGGUCCCGACAAGCUCGACAAGGGCACCGGCGGCGAGGGCUUCAGUCGCGAGCCGCAGAAGUCUUCCUACGGCGUGCCGCAGGGUGGAUUCCUGCUCUUCGCGAGCACCACUGCUCGUGGUAUGCCGGGCGGCGUGCUGCUCCGAAGGCUCACUUUCCACAACCAGAUCUUGCCCGUCGCCAAGGUGGAGGAGGCUUAUCUGAAUUCACGCUACCAGCGGCCUCCCAAGCCAGUGCCGACAGUCUUGACCCUCACGCCGCUGAUUAAGAAAGGCGCUCCACCGCUGUGGCAGCAUGGCUCAUUCUUAUGCGAGUUUAUGGAUUGCUUCAUGCACGGGGUCAGUGGUCAGCUGACUCACUUCUUGAAGGUGUUCUGCAUCUGCGCUGAGGGAGCCGCCCAGUCCCUGAAGGAGUCCUCGAGCGCGCUGUCCUGGACCGAGGACGAAGGCACCGCCCUGGGAGGGGUGAUCGACUUGUUCAAGCGGUCCGAGCCAUUGUUCCGGAAGUGGCAGCCGCUCUGGUCCGCGGGCACUGAGGACAUGCAUACCAUUCCACCGCUGGCCGCCUCCUACAUCAAGAGGCUACAGACCGCCCGCCAGAGGGUCGCCGCCGAGGGUGGUUCCCUGCUGAUCCCCCUGGGCGUCAAGUCCAUCGACGACACCCAGACUCCCCUGUCACAGUUUGCGGUGCUCCUGCUGGAGAAGCCGCGUCCCGAUGCCUACCGCAUCACGGUCAUCAACUCUGGCUCACCAGGCAUUGAGCACCACGCCUGCUCCUCAGCGCAUCCGCCCAAGCUGAAGUAUCAGGCGGCUUUAUCCUUCGACAACAUUUCGCCCACUCGCGCCGAGGACGACGGCCUCUGGGCCGCGCUGGUGCUCUCAACGGCCACGCCGGAGAUGUCUGCCUGGUGGAAGCAGCCGCCUAUGCUGUACGACAAGUUCUUGCCUUGGCUCAUCGGCUAUCCGCUGGAGCACUACCUGUCCUCAAGCGUCUAUGGCGAUGGCACUGGGCGCCUGAGCCAACCUUCCGAGGCUGCGCAUGAGCUGCGCUCGCCGCAGUAUGGCGGCACGGGCGAGUGGCGCGCGCUGACGUUCGCGCUGCGCUUCCUGCUGCGGGACCGCGGCCUCAGCUUGGCAAAGGCGAAGCUGGUGAAGUGGCAGUUCCGCCACCAGAUGCUCAAGUUCGCCUCGAAAGACCUCGUGCCCGCGAAGGCCCUCUCCGCCUCUGAGCGCAUCAUGAUGGGCCUCGCGACGAAGCAGCUCGCGCUGUCGGCGGUCAAGCUGAGUGGCCGCCUGGCGGAGCAGUCCGCCGCCCGCAGGCUGAUGAUAAUGGCGAAGGAUCUGGUCGAGAAGGUCGAGGUGGCGGUGAAGGGAAAGCCACGUGCGAAUCAGAUCUGGAACGAUCCCCUGGUGCAGCCAGUUCUCAACCUGGAGCAGACCGAGGGCGACGACGAUGUGCCCGCGAGCGCCUGGGGGCUUCAUCCCUUCUGGGACCGCUUGCUGCGCCACGACGUGAAUCCGGGAGCGGCUACUGGAGUACCGCUGCUAAAAUCCAUCAACCUGCUGCAAAUCCCAGCGCGCGUGGCUGAUUUUGAGGAGGCUCACCAGACGUUGCGAACUUGCGAGGAGCUCUGCGCGAAACUGUUCUUCAUCGGGCAAGAGCGCUGCAAGUUCUCCACCUUCCUCUGCGUUGCGCUGUUGCAGCACGUCUUCAUGGAGGUGAUCCCGGUGCCGCUCGGGCCGUUGACGCAGCGCCCUCCCCUCAGCCUGCGCGACCCUGUCUGGGCGCCAGAAGGUCCAGACGCAGUGCAUCCGCAGAUGACUCGCUCUGGGCAGCUGGACAUUCUGCUCACCCUGCAUCGCCUCUGCAUGCAAUUCGUCGCGGCGGCCUCGUCGAUCCAGGCA